Molecule: messenger RNA, 1081 nt
Organism: Mucor mucedo
Lineage: Eukaryota; Fungi; Mucoromycota; Mucoromycetes; Mucorales; Mucoraceae
Exons: 1
Coding region: 186-674 (162 amino acids)
Source: RefSeq, a predicted model, not a curated record
UAUGGAAUUAACAUCAAAAAGAGGAAAUUAAUUCAUAAUAACUCUCUCUCUUCUCUCUUCUCUUUCUCUCUAUCUCUUUUUAUAUUAUUGUAGCAAGCUGUGUGAGAGAGUCCACUAGUAUAUGAACAAGCAGAAAAAAAAACUGAAAAAAGCAGACAAUUGAAUUUGAAAUAUAAUAAAACAGAAUGGCUACAGCAAUUUGGUCAAAUAAGAGAAACAAAGCGCCUUGCACAAUAUUUUCUUCUACUACAUUAUCACCUCGUCAGAUAGCGAAUAAGGCUUAUACAUUGGGCUGUAAGAAAUUGGAUCGUGAUGAUAAACAGAGCAAACAAAAGUAUCAUGUACGAGAACGGCUCUUACUUUGUAACACCAUUGCCAAAGCCGAAGAAGUUCUUAAUGCUCGUACAAGACGUACUAAUCGACGUGUGAUGGCUGCAGAAGAUGAAGAAGCAGAUGAAUUCUCUGCUAAACAUACAGCUACAACAAAAGACCUUCAUUCUCCAUUACGUUCCUCUUCUGCUCAAGAAGAAGAAGAUGAAUCCAUUAUACCCAACACUACAACAACUACUACAACUACUUCAUUCAAUAAUAAUGCAUCCAUACUUUUACCAAGAGACUGCAGAAAUGUCAUCUCACCUACUAUCAAUUCUCCCAUUGCCACCACCAUCACUUAAUAAAAAUAUUAUGCAAUCACCGUGAGACUUUUUUUCUUUUUCUUUUUCUUUUUUUUUUCGGGUGGAGUCGGCCUUAUAAUCCACACGCCCAGGAAAAAUUUCAUUUGCCCAGUCAGAAUGAGAACAAUUGAGUCACGCGCCUGCCAACCUUCUUCCCCCGCACACACACACACACACAUAUUUGCCCCGUCCCCGCUUAAAAAAAAAAUAUUUCUGUCAAUGGAAAAAAAAAGCCUAGGGACUUUUUUGCUUCAAAUUUCACACACUAAAAACAACUUGCCACUUCUGAGUGUCAAAGCGUACAGAAACCACUCAUUUAGCAGUCCAUACCGGAUUUUUUUUUUGCAUGAAUCACCCCACAAAGAAAAUUCCCAUGCAAAAAACAAUAAAAACUUUUUUUUUUUUUA